Messenger RNA from Adelges cooleyi (spruce gall adelgid), 1512 nucleotides. RefSeq lists its product as uncharacterized. The coding region runs from base 310 to 855 and encodes 181 amino acids. The record is from RefSeq and is a predicted model, not a curated record. Lineage: Eukaryota; Metazoa; Arthropoda; Insecta; Hemiptera; Adelgidae. The transcript has 4 exons.
AAACACAACUUUUCGAUUACAGUCGUCGUUCGCCGGCCAACUCGAAGACAACGCAAACCACUUAACCGUGUCUGUACUAAGUCUGUACUUAAAACUCUGUCUCCAGUCGAUAAUUACCUCGCGUUAAUUCGCAGAGACGCACACGUUGUGUAUGUGUCCGGCCUAUAGACGUUGUUGAACGCGUCUCGCCCCCAGAACAACAAGCGAGCAGGGUUGUCGGAGAAGAGCCCAGUGGAAAAAAGGUGAAAAUUCGCUAUUUUUGACCGGUUUUCGGUAGGUAGCUACUACGACAACAGUCAAUCGACGAAAAUGAAGAGUGCCAUUGUCGGAUUUAUGCUGUUGGUGAUGGCGGCCACCAUCAAGGCUCACAUACACUUUAUGAGGUUAGCCCUACUGUGCAUUCUGGGAUUGGCCGGCAUGUGGAUGAUGCACAAGCUGGCGCAGGAUUGGCAGAAGAUAUCCGGUAGCAAUAGGCCGGUGCAAACGGCGGGCAGACUUUUGGGCUUGUGGAAGAGAUCAAUUCCAGACGCGACUAUGGACACCUAUGUGGAAGAAUCAAUGAACAAUUUCUAUAAAUUUGACGAAAUUCUUAAAUUCGACAAGAGCAUGUGCGCCAGAAAAAUGGUUUGCCAAAUCGCGGCCACGCCUAAAAAUCUACUUAACCAAGUCGAAGUCAACAUACUCAAAAUGUUGAGCCCUGACGAACACUUUGGUGACAAUCCGGCCAAAGACAUUUUCCGAAAGGCUAUGGACUUGGGACACCGGAAGAAGAGCACAAAGGCUUGCGACGCGGAAUACAAAAAAUGUCGUUUCAACACCCAUCAAAUGUUCAAAUUGUUCACAUCAUUCAUGUAACGUUAGGUCCGGACAGUUCUGUCUGAAUAUGUACAAAUAAAUUAUGAAUGAGAAAGAAAAUUUAAAAAAAAAAAUGUAGUGUUUGCUAGACAUGUGUAAAUAUUUGGGUGAAAAAACCCUGUAUUGUUGUAACAUCAUUUUUGUUGUUCAUAUUAUAAAAAUAUUCUUACCUAUUUUGCCUUUGCUGCACGAGUUAGUUACAUUGGUUUGUUAUGUUCCCGUUGGAUUCACUCGGCCAUUUUAAAACAGAAAAUAAUACUUAUUAUAAUAAUUUUUAUUAAGACAGCGAACAGAUGUUAAUAUUACAGGAAUCACCUAGUUUAUUAAUCAACAUUGAAUGUUUAUCCUAUUAUUUUAUAUAUUAUUAAUUAUUUUAUUAUAUUGUAUACACGUUACAGUAAUUAGUGCCGUUCGAGUGCAGCGUGCUGCGUGUGUGAUUUAAACUCUAUUAUAAUAUUAGUAUUGUUAUUGUAUUUUUUCUUACAACAUAACUUUUGUAAAUGUACCUAAUUCUUAAUAUGUCGAAUGACAUUUACUUGUGGUUGUUUAGUUUAUGAGUAAAUAAAUAUUUUGUUAUUUUUUUUCAGAAUAAGUGUACAAUAUGAUAAUAUUAUAUUAUGUAGUAUAGUUAUAAAUAAAACGAUUAUUUUAUUAUAA